CGGUCUUCGUCGACGGUCCACGUGGAGGUGCAGCUCAACCUGGGGGGCGCCGCCGCCGAGAAUCUGACGGCCGCCGCCGAGCCGCCCGACUACGCCGAAAACGACACGGUCCCCGCUGUCAGGGCCCGCGCGCCACGGCCACAGCGCCGCCCCGCCAGGAACGCGUUCGUGAUGAUGGCCUUUGACCUCCCCGGCCGACAGCCGCGCGGCCUGUGGAACGUGCUGGCGAUGGCCGACGUGAUCAGGACCGUCAGCAAAUACCCCCUGGUCCUGUUGACGAACACGACCCAGUGGCCGGAUGGGACGGACGUCGUGUCCAGUUUCGCUCAGCUGGGCGUGCGGGUCCUCCCAGUCAUGGACGUGCCCGUCCCGGAAGCGGUGUUGCACGAGUACAGGGACAUGCCUUGCCAGUACGAGAACCCGCCGGUGUGCGUUCACCAGUUCCUGAAGUUGCAGAUCUGGCGGCUUCAGGAG
Messenger RNA from Prorocentrum cordatum, 474 nucleotides. Lineage: Eukaryota; Dinophyceae; Prorocentrales; Prorocentraceae. The record is from the annotation of a GenBank genome assembly.